CGAGCUACUCGCGCUCCUCAAAUCAUAUUUCAUCAUCAUCAUUGAACAACUUGUCGCCAAUUCUCCCUGUUGUGGAUUCUCGCAAUGGCGCCUAAAAGUGAAGCAUAUGGAAGUAAAAGGAAGCUUGUCGAUCGAAGCAAAGAUCAUUCAAGUAAGAAGCCGAAGUUCGACAAGCGACAACCACAGCGAGAAGAGCUAGAGGAUGAAAACGAUGGUAGCGAAAUCAGCGACUUUUCAGAUCCGGAUGACGGCGGCGCUCCCCUGAGCGACACAAAGCCGCAAAAUAAGGAGUCAAAAAAUGGCGAUAACCAAGCUGGGAAAGUAUUCGAAAAGGGCCAAAACUCUCGCGAAUCCCAUAUAAAGCAGAGGCAACUUGCCCAGGAGCGCAAAUCCCAGAAGCCUCUAGCCGAUGACUUGCACCGAACGAAAAAGCUCUGGGAAAGAUUGCGGUUGAAAUCGAAAGUUCCAAAAGAUGAGAGGCAAAAACUUGUCGAGGAGCUUUUCAGCAUUACAACCGGUCGUAUGAAGGACUUCGCGCUUAAGCAUGAUGCUGUUCGUGUCGUUCAGACCGCCAUCAAGUAUGCGACUCCUGAACGCCGGAAGAUGAUUGCAAAGGAGUUGAGAGGUACUUACCCUCUCUUGGCUGAGAGCAAAUAUGCCAAAUUUUUGAUCGGCAAACUUCUCGUGAAAGGGGACGACGAGGUCCGAGAUAUUAUUGUUCCGGAAUUUUACGGUCGAGUCCGAAAGCUUAUCAACCACCCUGAAGCUUCUUGGAUUCUAGACGACAUAUACCGAGGCAUCGCGACUAAGGAACAGAAGGCCAUUCUGUUACGGGAGUGGUAUGGUCCCGAGUUUCAUAUCUUCCGACAGACAGGAGAGGGCGAGGCCGCUCCUUCGGCGGACCUUUCUCAAAUCAUUGCAGAACAACCAAGUAAACGGGGUCCGAUUAUGAAAUAUCUACUUGAUUUAACGAAUCAACUUAUUCAAAAGAAGAUGACUGGCUUUACGAUGCUACAUGACGCCAUGUACCAGUACUUCACCAACGUGAAGCAGGGCUCAGAAGAAGCUAAGGAGUAUAUGGAAAUGAUCAAGGAAGACGAGAACGGCGACCUACUCAAGAACAUGGCGUUCACGAAAUCUGGCGCCCGACUGGUGUGCUUGCUUCUCGCCCACGGAACUGCGAAGGACCGGAAACAGAUUUUGAAGACAUACAAAGACACCUUCCAACUUAUGUCAAGCGAUCCCAAUGGACAUUUGGUUAUUCUUGCUGCUUAUGACCUAAUCGACGAUACCGUUCUAACUUCCAAGUCCAUCAUAUCCGAAUUGAUAGGCAAGACGGAGCAGGAUGAGGUCACCAAUAUUGUCAUCAGUAUCAAUGACCCCAAUGCGCGCCUCACCAUUCGGUAUCCACUUGAGGGUACAUCUAAGGCACUGUUUGACGCUGGCCGUGCCGAUGAUUUGAAGCUCCUCGAGGAGCUCUGGGAGAUUCGAAAGACUACAAGCAAGAAGGACCCCGAGGUCCGUCGAAAGGAGCUUGUUGCAGCUUUGUCACCACAUCUUUUGGCUGCUAUUGCUUCGUCGCCGCAAGAUUUGAUUUCCACUUCACAUGGAUCACAGAUGGUCACUGAAGCCCUCCUUUCUUGCGUCGGAGACAAGUCGGAAGCAUUACAGGCCGUAGCAUCCACCGCGAAGGGAGAUCCCAGCGAAAUAGAAGAAUCUGAGGCGGCCCUCACCCCUCGAGAACACAUAUCAAAAGCUCCUCACGGCGGACGUAUGUUCAAGACGCUGAUAGCUGGCGGCCAUUUCGAUAAGGCAACACGUCGCAUAAUACCAGUUGAUCCUCCCCUUCACUUCGCAGACAUACUCUAUCCCAUCAUUAAAGAUCACAUAAUAGCUUGGGCAACUGGGCCGAGUUCAUUUGUGGUACUAAACCUCCUAGAAUCGGAUGACUUCUCCCACAAGGACGAACUCAAGAGCAUACUGAAGAAAAACAGGAAAACACUAGAGAAAGCGGCGACAGAGGAAACGCCGGAACAAAAGGCAGCGAAAGAGGACGCCGAGAUGGAUGGAGAGAAGAAACCGUCCAAAAAGGGCAAGAAGGCUGGAGCGAAAAAGGAGGCUCCUGUUGGUAAUAUGGGCUCGAAGCUGCUAUUAGAGCAGAUCAAGGGAUAGAUACGUACCAUGAUUUAGACAUAGGAUUUUCGGAAUUAUGAAUGAGGCAUUGUUACAGCCCUGGUAUCACAAAUUUUGAAGUCUACAUUUCGGCAGUAACCGUGGUGGCUUAGUUCCGAUUUGAAGUGCAGUCUGAGCUCCUUGGCUUAUUUAUUGCGGCAAUGAUAGUUUCUUAAAUAAGUUGUUCCACGGGCUAUGUCGUGUUUGAUCGUGGCUAUAGUUCCACAGCACACCCUUUGCUAC
Messenger RNA from Annulohypoxylon truncatum, 2415 nucleotides. RefSeq names its product ARM repeat-containing protein. Gene Ontology annotation, biological process: regulation of translation. Gene Ontology annotation, molecular function: mRNA binding. The record is from RefSeq and is a predicted model, not a curated record. The transcript has 2 exons. Bases 85 to 2172 code for a protein of 695 amino acids. Gene Ontology annotation, cellular component: nucleolus. Lineage: Eukaryota; Fungi; Ascomycota; Sordariomycetes; Xylariales; Hypoxylaceae.